AUGGUGACGUCACUACGCCGGGCGGUGAUUGGCGUCCAAAGGGGACGUAACCACCAGCGCGACGCGGAGUCCCGCUGGCGGGGGGACGCUGAAGGGAGACGGCCGCCUCCCCUGAGGGCUGUGCUUGUUUCAGUGACCGUGGCGGAUUAUGCCAACUCGGACCCGGCCGUCGUGAGGUCCGGACGGGUCAAGAAGGCCGUCGCCAAUGCAGUUCAGCAGGAAGUAAAAUCUCUUUGUGGCUUGGAAGCCUCUCAGGUUCCUGCAGUGGAAGCGCUUUCUGGGGCUGGUGAGUCCUGUGACAUCAUCGACAGCAGUGAUGAGAUGGAUGCGAAGGAGGAGAGCAUCCAUGAGAGACCUGUCUCCAGAAAAAAGAAGAGCAAGAGGCACAGAGAAGACCUGGAUGGGGCUGGAGGAGAAGAGUACCCCAUGGAUAUCUGGCUGUUGCUGGCUUCCUACAUCCGUCCUGAGGACAUUGUGAAUUUUUCCCUGAUUUGUAAGAAUGCCUGGACUGUCACUUGCACUGCUGCCUUUUGGACCAGGUUGUACCGAAGGCACUACACGCUGGAUGCCUCUCUGCCUUUGCGCCUGCGACCAGAGUCCAUGGAGAAGCUGCGCUGCCUCCGGGCGUGUGUGAUCCGAUCUCUGUACCAUAUGUAUGAGCCCUUUGCUGCUCGAAUCUCCAAAAACCCAGCCAUUCCAGAAAGCACGCCCAGCACAUUAAGGAAUUCCAAAUGCUUACUUUUCUGGUGCAGAAAGAUUGUUGGGAACAGACAGGAACCAAUGUGGGAAUUCAACUUCAAAUUCAAGAAACAGUCUCCUAGAUUAAAGAGCAAGUGUGUGGGAGGGUUGCAGCCUCCUGUUCAGUAUGAAGAUGUUCACACCAACCCCGACCAGGACUGCUGCCUCCUACAGGUCACCACCCUCAAUUUCAUCUUUAUUCCAAUCGUCAUGGGGAUGAUAUUCACCCUGUUUACGAUCAAUGUGAGCACAGACAUGCGGCAUCAUCGAGUGAGACUGGUGUUCCAAGACUCUCCUGUCCAUGGUGGUCGGAAACUGCGCAGCGAGCAGGGUGUGCAAGUCAUCCUGGAUCCAGUGCACAGCGUUCGACUCUUUGACUGGUGGCAUCCUCAGUACCCGUUCUCCCUGAGAGCAUAGUCAUGGCGUCCUGUCCCUGUGGGCAGGCUGAGCUAGGCCAGCCCAUCGGUCAUCAGAGUCCCCUGUGGAAGGAUGGCUGGAUUGUUUAUCUGGUUAAUGAUGCACAUGCUCUUCAGGUUCCCAGGGCUCCUGUUGGGGGAAGGAGAAGGGCUGAAUCAAGAGCAGAAACAAUUACGACUUCUAAACAUAUUUUAAUGUAAAAUUUCAUUUGAAAGGAGAAACUGGGCCCUGUUUUCUGGUUAAGCCCCAUCUGGUGCUAUUGAGUUUGUCCUUUAUUCUUUCAUCCCAAUGAAAGUGGACAGUCUUGCUCCAGGAAGGAAUUAGACUCUUGAAUCAAACAAGGAAGUUGAAGCCUCCCCUGUGGAUCAGAGGAACCGUAGGACAUAGAACUGCUGCUACUGUUGCUUCCAGUGUAGCUGCCCCUCAAAUUCAAGUGAAUAUUCUCCCUUUACCCUUCUCCAGAAAUAAAGCAGGUGACAGGGUUUUCAGAAUCUUGCAAGAUUGGCUGUGUAUCUUUCUUUAAAAGUAAUUUUUGGAUAUUUAUCACAUAAAUAUUCUUUUGCCAAUUUUGGAUUUUAGGCAUUUUUUUUGCAUGAGACUGAGAGUAGUGAUGGUAAUGACUUUGUGUCCUUGUUCCUGUACUAGGAACUUUACAUAGUAUCUCUAAUGUCCACAGUCUGUCAAGGUAGGUGAUACUGCUCUCGCAUUCUGUGGUUGAGGAAGUGAAAUCAGUGACGGAGGCAGGACUCCCACCCAGGACCCUCGGCUCUCCCACAGUUAGAAGGUCAGUCUCGUUUUUCUGUGGUAGAUGGUGGCAAAGGGGAGUAGGCAGAGUGCACGCAGAUAAAAAGUCAAAGGUGAGUAAGAAUUUGAUAGUGGUAUACCUUAUCCCUUUUUUCUUAUAACCUAAAGGUGUAUAAGAAGAAAGAGUCUGUUAAAUAUGUGUUUCUAAGUAAAAUAUAAAACAAAUUAGAAAAGUUAUUACAGGAAAGAUAGUGGUAUUUUCAUUGAAUUGUUAGAAAGGCAUUUAUUAUACUGAAGGUCAUUAAAAAAUACAUCCCAUGCUUGAAACCAGCCUCCUGAACUACGAGCACAUUGUGAUGUUCCUGCUUGGCCCUGUCAUCCUGUGUGUCGUUACUGCAGAAACCUGUUGUCAGAGGACUUGCUGUAGCUGGUAUGUCUGAGAAGAGGAACAUGGCUGGGAUGUUUUAUUUUGUUUUGUUUUUGCUGACAAGAUAACCUUGCUGCUUUCUGCCACCCCACCCCCACCACAAAUUAGCCAGUGAGCUAGAUAUUGCCAUGAGGUAGGCGUUAAGAUGACACUCUUUAGACAGGAAAAUCUUGUGGGGGCAGUUGCUACCAUAUUGCUAAAUUGGUGGUCUUUCCUUACCAUCCUCCCUGCCCCCUGCUAUUUAAGGACUGUUUAGGGAGCAUCUGCUGAAUACUGCUGAUAGCUAACCUUACCCCACACAGAAGGUAGAACUGAAGCUGUUCACACAGAAAGUGAGCCUGGGUCCAUGAAAAUCAGAAUUUGGGCAUUUAAAUGUUAAAAAAUAAACAAAACCCAAGGACAGUAAGCACCUUGCACAUCUCUACAUUCAAACGUUGCCUCUGAGGCAGAAGAGAAGCACAGAUCCCUAGUUCCCUGAACUAAAGAUUCCAUGGAGCAGAAGGGGGCUCUCCUGGUGGAUUGCAUGUCCCCCAUUUAGGAGUUCCCUUUAAAAGGGGGAGUGAAAUGCUUUUGGCAUAAUAAUUGUGUUCUGGCUCAGAUUCUGAGUUUUUGUAUCAAACCCUGUGGUAUGAUGAUAGAUAAAAUAUUAGAUGUUGCCUCAGCUGUUCUCUCAGCUUACUGUUUGCAAAACACUUGGUAAAGCGUUACCAGGGCUUUAGCUUUCCCUCUUCACUGGCUGAGUUGCCAUUUCUAGGGUGAUUCCUGUUUAUUAGUGAAAGGAUGUGAAGUGUCGCAGGGACUUCCUUUUGAUGAGACCCCUAAACCACCUGGAGAAGAGUUGGGACUUUCUGGACUACUUAUGUAAUUUUCCUUAAAUAUAUACAUUGACUUAGCUCUGA
Miniopterus natalensis is the source of this 3225-nucleotide messenger RNA. The record is from RefSeq and is a predicted model, not a curated record. NCBI's taxonomy places the organism in Eukaryota, Metazoa, Chordata, Mammalia, Chiroptera, Miniopteridae.